This is a messenger RNA of Desarmillaria tabescens, 641 nucleotides long. RefSeq lists its product as uncharacterized. The record is from RefSeq and is a predicted model, not a curated record. The transcript has 5 exons. The coding region runs from base 312 to 641 and encodes 109 amino acids. Lineage: Eukaryota; Fungi; Basidiomycota; Agaricomycetes; Agaricales; Physalacriaceae.
CAAACGCCGACGAACCGAGCUUCAAGAACUAAGAGAAUGGACCACUAUUUUUCUGCUCAUAUUUUGUCUGCCAUCUCCACCAGUUGGAUACUGUAGAUAUGUGAUCUACCAAACACUACAACAAGAAGUUCAAAAUAUUACCAAGGCAUCUCGAAGUCUUUGGGUUCUUCUGUUUUUAACUCCCCUCUGGCGGGCCUCCUGGGCAGCAUCACGAUUCCGAUAUCAAACAAUGAGGGGCCAGGUUUUGGCACUCCUCUAUUGGGAAACAUGUAUUAUUUUACGUCUAUUGAAUCUUGGUUAACUGCCACGCAAUGAGCAGAAAAAUAUGGUGGCCUGUGAGACUCCGAAGGUCCAAGGAAUUAUAUCUUCGGUUUUGGAAGGAGGUUCGUACGUUUGCAACGCUGCCCAGGCGCAGACUUGGUUUAGUUGUCCAUUUGGUUGCUCCUCUCCUCGACGAUCGCGACUUUAGAUCUGGGGAAGACCCAGUACAAGUCAAGUGUAACAUUUCUUUCCUCAGGAUCCCCUUGGCUGAAUUCAAGGGGCUGAAGUACAGGCUCGACUCCAGAUCCUUUUUGCGAAUAUCGGUCCCAGUUGGUCCGGCAGCGGUAGACUCGGAGGUCCCCUGGUGCCUAGAACAUUGA